Ipomoea triloba (trilobed morning glory) is the source of this 1187-nucleotide messenger RNA. Its product is annotated as short-chain dehydrogenase TIC 32, chloroplastic-like. Lineage: Eukaryota; Viridiplantae; Streptophyta; Magnoliopsida; Solanales; Convolvulaceae. The record is from RefSeq and is a predicted model, not a curated record. The transcript is spliced from 7 exons. The coding region runs from base 1 to 1014 and encodes 337 amino acids.
AUGCUCGAAACCGUCAAAUACCUUAUCGGCUCCGCCGGCCCCAGCGGCUUCGGCUCCAAAUCGACCGCCGAGGAGGUUACGGAGAUGAGUCCUCGUCUGUGCUCCGAUGUCACCGCCAUCAUCACAGGUGCGACGUCGGGAAUCGGAGCGGAGACGGCUCGUGUGUUGGCCAAGCGCGGAGCACGGCUGGUGCUCCCGGCUCGGAGCGUGAAGGCCGCCGAGGAGACGAAGGCUCGUAUUCUGUCGGAGUCGCCGGGCGCGGCGAUCGUCGUGAUGCCGCUCGAUCUUAGUUCUCUCGCUUCUGUACGGCUGUUUGUUGCAGACUUCGAAUCUCUCGAUCUUCCUCUCAAUCUCCUCAUAAACAAUGCUGGAAAAUUCGCGUACAAGCAUUCAGUUUCAGAGGACGGCAUCGAGAUGACUUUCGCCACUAACUAUCUAGGCCAUUUCCUACUAACGAACCUACUGCUCGGCAAGAUGACGGAGACGGCGAAAUCAUCCGGCAUUCAAGGGAGAAUCGUCAAUGUGUCCUCCGGCAUCUACAACUGGUUUCCCGACGACAUUAUUGCUUACUUCCGAGAUGUAAGCAAGGACCCAAGUCUCUACGACCCGACACGUGCGUACGCUCUUUCGAAGCUGGCUACCUUUUUGCACACCAAAGAACUUGCUCAGAGGCUUAAACAAAUGGAGGCAAACGUGACUGUGAACUGCGUUCACCCUGGGGUUGUGAAAACUAGACUCAAUCGCGAACGUGAAGGUUUCCUCACUGAUUUAGCAUUCUUUUUGGCUUCUAAGCUUUUGAAGACGAUCCCUCAGGCUGCAUCGACGACUUGCUAUGUUGCAACUGAUCCGAGGCUUGCAAAUGUAAGCGGGAAAUUCUUCUCAGAUUGCAACGAGGUUUCUAUUUCUAAGUUUGGGUUCAGUUCAACAGAAAAUGCAAGGUUGUGGCAAGCUUCUGAUGUAUUGGUUUCACCACACUCAAAUCCAUUAUUCGAUCCAUUCCAAGGGUUAGCGUAAAACCAAACAACAUCGUAUCGUUAGUUAUCACAACUAGAUCAACUACCGGAGGAAUAUUAUAUACCAAAAAGAACUCAUCAAAAAUACUAUAAAUUAUUAGUAUAUAUAUAUACUAGUAUUUUCGCCGGUGCGUUGCACGGAAUGGAUUUGUUAUAAUAUUUUAAGAAUAUUUG